UAGAACUAGUCAUUGUUCUUAAGAACAGCUUAUCUGUGAAGAAGAAAUAUCAUCAGUGAAUAAUGGAAUUAGAGGAAAUUUAUGAAAAUGUUAAACACAGAGAUGUUCAGAACACAACUAGACCUCAGAGUCACCGCCAGGAUGAAGGAAAGGAUCUAAAACACAGAGGAAGUAGAUGUUUGGCGUUGAUCACAGUGAGUCUGGCGCUCAUUUGUGUUCUUCUGCUGGUCUUCAUCAUACUGCAGCAGACCACCAUCACAGAAGAGAGAGACCUGAUAAAGAGUUACAAGAUCACAGUUGAGGAGUUCAAUCAAACUAUCAACAGCUUACAGGAAAAAUACACUGAUAUCAAGAUUGAAAAAGACCAACUGCAGAACAACUUCAGCUCUUUGAGUCAGAAGAAACUGGAGCUGGAGAGUGGUCAACUGAAGAAAGAAUAUAAACAAGUUUGUUAUUUCAUAUCUAAUGAGUUGAAGAGCUGGUCUGACAGCAGGCAAUACUGCAGGGAUCAUGGUGCUGAUCUGGUCAUUAUCAACACUGAAGAGAAGCAGAGGUUCAUAUCUUCAUAUAUGAAAGAUGUUGACAGAGCGUGGAUUGGUUUAUCUGACAGAGAGCAAGAGGGCAACAUGAAAUGGGUGAAUAAUUCAACACUGAAAAAAGGGUUUUGGAUGGAAGGUGAGCCGAAUAACUACGGUGGUGUAGAUGAGGACUGUAUAGAAAUGAGACUUUCAAAAGACACACUGAAUAACUGGAACGAUCUGCCAUGCUCAAUUCAAAGAAAAGGGAUUUGUGAGAAAUAGGGUCUUAUGUUUUUACUUGUGUUAUUUUAUGGCAUCAACCUUAUUGUGAUUGUAUAAUUAAUUUUUAAGUUUCCUGUUUUUUAAAACAUGAUGUGUUGUGAAAUGCAUCUGAUGUGGUCAUGUUAUGCUAAAUCACAAGCAGCUCUAUAUCUAUAUAUCUUAUUCUAGUUGUUAUCAUUUCUCAUUUGUUGAUCUGAAGUGUUAAGGGGACAAUGACAAUAAACUACAUUACAAACUACUAACUACAUAUUGAGUGUCUGUAAAACUGCUUUUGAAUUCAACUGCUUUCCUGUUUGAAUAACAUUUUUAAUUACCAUCAUUAGGAUAGUGAACUUGACAUUGUGGUUUUCUUUAUUUGGGUGUUUCCCAAUAGUCAGUCUGAUGCUUCCUUGUUUCUUCGCUCCUCUGUCCUCGAGCCUGUGACCCAGAAACUGAUCAAAGUUAUCCAUCUUGAUGUACGUCUCAAUUCUCUAAUUACACCACGAGGAGGUGAGGGAACUUCCAGAGGAGAGAUGAGUGAGGAUGCAAAAAAUAUCUGAUGCAUGUAUUAAUUCACCUCCCCUUCUAAUCUGUCAAUUUGUAUUUUUAUUUACCUUUGCAGUUUAAAUAAAACAUAAAUUUCAACGGAGCAUUUUACUUAAUUAAUAUUUAACAUGAAUGUCUUUAAUAACCAAACUUUAAUAUAAGGGCAGAUCCCCUGAGUGAAAAUUCAGAUUCAAAGUCAAAUUCCAGUGUACAAUUAUAUUUUCCUUCUAUUCCUCCAUCCUAAUUUUCUUUCCUUGCUUCCUUCCCUCACAUUCUAAGGGGGUGGAGCUAAUACACAAGGAAAAGAAGCAUGAAAUGGAAACGUGGAUGCAUAAAUAAGAACUCAGAAGCAUCCUUGUUGUAUCUGCUGUUUUGUUUUAUGGAGAGACUUCCUCCAGUCCAGCAGGGCACAGCCGAGAGCAGGUUUAUCAGACUGAAGUAUCAGAGAGGAAGAGAAACAUGAGACCAAUGCUGCAUCUGAAAGCUCUAAAACGUUCCCUUCGGAGGCAGCAUGCCAAGGCAGGAAGGCAUCAAGGCUUGCCCGAAUCCAAAUUCUGCUUUACUUCCUGUCUCCAGAGGUACCUUCUUCUGAUCAAUUUUUGAAGGCAGCAUGGACUUUUGAUGUUAUUUCUAGCGAGAAAUCAUUAUUAUAGUAAUACAAUUUUAGUUUAGCUUUUAUCAAAUUUCGUUCUGUUUUGUUGUAGAUCAUUAAACCGUUAUGUUGCUUCAGAAGCCUGUCAGAAAUCACUUUUAUGAGGUGCCCUCAUGCAAAA
Carassius carassius (crucian carp) is the source of this 2098-nucleotide messenger RNA. Its product is annotated as C-type lectin domain family 4 member E-like. The record is from RefSeq and is a predicted model, not a curated record. The transcript has 5 exons. Gene Ontology annotation, cellular component: external side of plasma membrane. Gene Ontology annotation, molecular function: fucose binding; D-mannose binding. Gene Ontology annotation, biological process: biological process involved in interspecies interaction between organisms. NCBI's taxonomy places the organism in Eukaryota, Metazoa, Chordata, Actinopteri, Cypriniformes, Cyprinidae. The coding region runs from base 63 to 800 and encodes 245 amino acids.